This is a messenger RNA of Physcomitrium patens, 3298 nucleotides long. The record is from RefSeq and is a predicted model, not a curated record. Lineage: Eukaryota; Viridiplantae; Streptophyta; Bryopsida; Funariales; Funariaceae.
GGGUUUUAGAACAGGACGAAGCUCUCACUUCGUUCUCUAUCGCUUUCUAAUGCUACUGUCUCAUCAAUGCCUUGUUCGAUCGAUCGAAGGUGGAGCACUCGAUUUCACCCUUUGCAAGCUUCAAUUGUAUCGCAUUUUGUGACCCCAAUCGACGAUUUGGUGGACACUCGGGAGACAUGAGUAUGUUCUCGGAUUGAAAGUUCGAUAGUGCAAGCUCUUGUGAGGAGCUGCUCCUCGAAGCACCUGUAGAGGAAGUUAUUGGUUACUUUCCUGUUAUUUUCUUAGCAGAAUUUUUCCUCGUUUCCCCUCUGUUUGCACUUAAAAUACUGUUUCUUUUCCUACUAGUGCGUGAAUUGGACUAAUUUCAAAGGUGCAGACGAACCACCUGCAGCAUGUGUAGUAUACAUAGUGAUUUUACCUGCCAAAAGCGUAAAAGGUGUAGAUUGGAGUUGUUGCAAUUAGUUUUCUCAUAGAGAUAACGUCAAAUUGAUUGUGGCCAUAAAGAGUCUAGUGCACCAAAUGAAGAGCUGAAUCGAUGUUGAAGGAGAUUUUGGAGUUGUAUACGCUUUUCUUGAUCCAGUUGCAACUCUUGUGAUCGGAUAUUGUGACUACCUAAUGGUGGGUUUCAAGAUGGCAGAGGAUAUUGAGAAACUAGGUCACGCUGCCUUUGAUAACGGGGACUUUGAACAGGCUUUGAAUCUUUGCGUCGACCCUGAAAAUGUGACGAUGUCAACUGGAAAAGUCGCUGCUCAUACCAACCUUGAGAACUUCACUGGCGCUGUCAACGGCAGUGAAGAGGGAAGAGGAAAUACCGAUUCGCUGCUUUGUCAGUCAUUAUUGAACCUCUAUGAUGUGGCCGAUAAUGUUUUUAACAACAUCCUUUCCCGGGUGAAAAUGGAGCAGGAAAAACUGAACAAUCUAACUGCAAGAAUAUCUGACAGAGAGGCUCAAAUAGCUGCAUUUGCUGGAACGAAAGAGGCAAUAACUUUGUUCUCAAGUGCAAAGUAUCUUCAAGUUCCAACUGACCAAACAGAUUUUGUACCAGUAUUUGGUGGCAAACAAUCAGAGCUUCCCAUUGCAACCAUAUCAUUGGCUGCAUGUCAACAUCAGGAUGGGGAAGGGGGUACUCUCGAGCUCUUUCGUUUUUUCUCGGAGACAAAUCACGAGUACUGGUCUAGACAGACACAAAGCGCUGAUGGACUUGGCAGGGUGCCAAAGGACAUAAAAUCUGUUGCAGAUUGUAUGCUUUUUAAUUCAUUGGAGCUCCCAUAUCAUCUGUAUAGGGUCGUGGAUAACCUAACGGGAGCCGAUAUUGUGGUAGGAGAAGAAGAGCCCAAGCAUAAGCCUCCUCCACUUGCUGCGCCACCUCAAAGUGUUCUAGCUGGCGAUACAUUGAGCUCAUCAGGAGUUCAAGAAUACGGGUUUAGGCCAAUGCUUGGUGAAGUUCCAUCCUUCAGUUUGCCCAGUACUCUUCCAAACCUGCCUAUGGUUGCUGACAUAAGCUGGAGUGGAUCUUCACGUCAGUUUCAAUCCAUUCCUUUGAUUUCUCCAUCCGUUGGACAUUACAGAAACGCCUCUUUUGGUGACAGUUCUGUCGAGGGUACUCCAACUAAGAGUGAUACGAAGUCACUAGAUAGUUCAACACGUGGCUUUGAGGAUGUUAUGGCUGCUGCUUCCUCUAGGUUGAGUCUACCUCAACAUCCCUCUCCACUCUUGACUGAGAGUGGUACCUUCCCUGCUGAUGUUCGAUCAAUGCACUUACCGAAGUUGCAAGCGUCUCAGACCUCUGAUUUCCGGCUGCCAACAAUUGUGACAAAAACCAAGAGCGCACAAGAUGUUCCACGUUCGGUUUCUCAAACAAUCCCAGCAGUACCUUCGCCUCCUCCCCCUCGUCCUCCUCCCCCCCCUCCCCCUCCCCCUCCACCACUACCACCGCUGCGAUCACCAACACAGCCAGCUCAAAUUAAAACAUCUACUACUUCGAGCUCUGAGAGGCCUGACUCCAGCACGCAACUUGAAGCGGUGGGCCCCCGAAUCCUUCCGUUGCCAAUAGAUGCAAGCCGUGCAGCUUUGCUGGCAUCUAUUCGUAAUCCUAGUAUUCAGCUUCGCAAGACAAAUGUUGGAGACAAGCCAACUACAUCUACAGAUAAGUCUCAGUCUUCAAGUGGAAAACAAGUUGAUUCCAACCGUCCAAAGACUGUGAAUGUUCUCACUGAGAUGGCGAACACCCUUAAAUUGCGAAGGUUAUCUAUGCAAGGUGCUGCUCACGAUAAGAGCCAGGCGAAACCAAGUAAAAUACUUGGAAAUGAAGAUACAGACGCUGGUAGCGUCUCAAGUGGAUCUAACAGUACCGGUAUUACACUACCGAUAAAGAAUCUCCAUGAUUACAUUGCCUCAAGAAACCAAGAGGUGAGCGAUGAUGACGAUUGGGAAGAAUGAAGCUUUUCUUGGAGAUCGAUCUGCAAUUGUGUAAAUAUCACCCUUCGAAGACCUCUGAAUAUUUAACCGAACAAGCUUACGUAGUUGAAGUAGGAGAUUUAUGAAAGCAUGGUCUGGGACUAUUAGAUAUGCCCCUGCAGUUUUGCUUUUUCACCUUGGAAUUCCAUCCUUUUAAAGGUAUGUACUGAGCUCUAGGUCUCCACUCCCGUUACUCCUUUUUCGUCUUUGUGAGUAAUGCACUCGAAUUACAUCGCACAUUUGCGAAUUCAACUGUCUAGAAGGCCUCUGUUACGUUGCACCUUUUCAUGAAGUGCUUCUUUUCUCAAGAAGUUGCAGGUAACACAUUAAUUCCAGACUCGAACAGCGUGGUAUGGUGGACCUUACGGCGUUGCUUGUUGUUGAUUAUCUGGUAGUGCAGUAUAACUCUUGAUUAGAUAGUGCAAGCCGUUGGAAAGUCGUUUCCUCUUGUACCUUCGGAAAGUGCUUUUUGUAGAUACGUUCAUCGUCGAUGUUACGUAUCUUCUAAUGAUUCAGUCUUCACCUAUUGGCGCACCAAUUGGACAAGGGCUUUUGGUCCCGCGGCAUGGUUCUGAAGAUGAUUGGGAUUACUUUCUUCCGAGAAUAGAAAACUUGUCAGAAUACCAAUGCACUUUGUAAAGGAGCUGUACUAUUAUAGAAGCACUUGGAGAAGUGCGACAGGGGCUAGCACAUACCUGUACAUACAACCACGCGUGAGUUCAUUCCUCCAAACCAUGCUCAUGUCCAGGCACACUCAAAACGGUUGGGUGAAUCGAUUAACUUCGAAGACACUUUCUUAACCUUGGCUUAGUACAAAUAAUAUUGAAAUGAUUCUUACUCA